AACGCUUCACUGGUCACCAGAAAUCACGUGUUGGGAAAUCCCAGGUUGGAUUUCUAAAAGAUUAUAGAUUUGUGAAUUAAUUUAACUCUAAAUCAGCUGUAGUAAUAAAUUGCAGUUGUUUAGAGCUGCAUUGGCGCAAUGGAAAACGAAAUUGUAAAACCGAGAAGCCAAAGACACAGACGUGUGUUAAAAGCAAGAGCUCCAAAAAUCCACGAAAAUGACAAGAAAACAAUGUUUGUGCGCGGUGGAAACACAAGCGACGUUGUAACUAAUGUUUUAAAGGAAAUGUACAUGUUGAAAAAACCUGAUGCGUUAUUGUUGCGUAAACGAAACAUAGCACGGCCAUUUGAAGACCAAACGACGCUCGAAUUUUUAUCGAAAAUGAACGAUUGUUCGUUGUUUAUGUUCGGUUCACAUUCGAAGAAACGUCCGAAUAAUUUAGUUCUCGGUCGAUUUUUUGACAAUCAAACUUUGGAUAUGAUUGAGGUUGGGGUUGACGUGUUUCAGUCCUUAAGGGAUGUGAAGACAAGCAAAUGUCCGCUUGCAACUAAACCAUGUUUGGUAUUCAGUGGAUCUCUGUUCGAAUCUGAUGAUGAAUUAAGAAAAGUUAAAAAUAUUUUAAUUGAUUUUUUCCGCGGCCCAGUGGUGGAAAACAUUCGUUUAUCAGGUCUUGAACAUGUUAUGCAAUUCACAGCAGAAGAUGGAAAAAUAUUUCUUCGUAGCUAUCGAGUUCUUUUAAAAAAGUCGGGCUCACGAACGCCAAGAGUUGAAAUUGAGAACAUGGGACCAAAUCUUGAUCUAACUAUACGCAGAACACACUUUGCAUCUGAUGAUUUGUUUAAGAAAGCUUGCAAGCAACCUCGAGCUGCUAAGCCCAGGAAAGUGAAGAAUAUUUCUUCGGAUGUUUUCGGAGCAAAGAAAGGUCGAAUCCACAUGACGUCACAAGACUUAAAGAAUCUUCAGCUCAGAAAAGUGAAAGCGCUCAAACGGAAACCAGAUGCUUCAAGUGGGAAAUCCCCAAAGAAGAAACCAAAGAUAUAAUGUUUCUAUGGAACCUUGUAACAAGUAAUAGAGAAUAUUGCAACAGGACGAAGAUUAAACAACAAUGUCUUCCUCAGAAUCUGCAUUCGGUCGUUUAAGUGGCGGCAACGGUUGUAAAUCUGAUAAAAAAUAAAAUAAAACUAGAAA
Messenger RNA from Ciona intestinalis (vase tunicate), 1188 nucleotides. Its product is annotated as ribosome production factor 2 homolog. The record is from RefSeq and is a predicted model, not a curated record. Gene Ontology annotation, cellular component: nucleolus. Gene Ontology annotation, biological process: maturation of LSU-rRNA from tricistronic rRNA transcript (SSU-rRNA, 5.8S rRNA, LSU-rRNA); ribosomal large subunit assembly. NCBI's taxonomy places the organism in Eukaryota, Metazoa, Chordata, Ascidiacea, Phlebobranchia, Cionidae. Gene Ontology annotation, molecular function: rRNA binding.